AUAACUGGUUAACUUUUUUCCUUUGCAGCCGAGCCAUCCCCUUUCUAUCUUGCUCUCUCCACCACCAAGCGAAGCAAUCCAAGCCUACCAGUGCUUGCUGCCAUCACAGAGAAUAACUGGGUAACAGCACAAGCUCAUGCCACCUUUUCUACUCUGCACCUCAUCCUCCCCAGUUCCGCCCCCACCUUCCCACCGUCCCCAGUACAAGAAGUCUACCUGCAGGCACCCACAAGAUCCCAUCUCCCUGAAAGCAGCAUGUUCACCUGGUGUCCAUUCAAUUACAAGUGCCAAUGACACCAUAGUCGGUGCUACUUCCAGCAUCAAUGAUCGCAGAAAUGACCUCGACCAAGACCACCUCAUCCUUUCCCUACUCCAGGAGUGCACGCGAGCCGGUCGGAUGCGCGAAGCUCGUGCCUUAUUUAAUGCAUUGCCCGACAAGACUCUCGUCUCAUGGACCAUCCUCAUGUCUGGCUACACACUCCACGGCCCUGCUAUCGAGGCCAUGUCUUUGUUCCGCCGCUUGCUCCAAUUACCGUCUGACGCUAGUCUGCAACCAGACCCUUUUGUUUUCUCUGUGGUGUUGCGUGCUUGUGCAUCGAUAGCACGUCUUGAUCUUGGCAGAGAAAUACACUGCUCCAUCUUGAAGUUGUGUUAUAUGGAGGACUUGUUUGUGGCCAAUGCUCUUGUGACAAUGUAUGCAAGCUGUGGAUCAGUUCAGUACUCGGCACGGAUCUUCUGGGGAAUCCAGCGGCCUGAUUUGGUUUCUUGGAGCUCCAUGUUGAGUGGAUAUGUGAAGAAUGGGCACGACAAGGAGGCUCUGAGGUUCUUCAGCGAGAUGGCUCAGGCUGGAGUCCAGUUCGAUGCCUUUGUUUUGUCUAUUGUUCUGAAAGCAUCUGCAAAUCUGGGCUGCAUCAAUUUUGGAAUUCAGAUCCACUCCUGCAUAGUAAAGAUGGGUUUCAAUUCUUGCUUGUUCUUGGAGAACUGUUUGAUGGAAUUCUAUGGGAGAACAGGAGAACUGGGCAUGAUGAGGCAGGUCUUUGAUAAGAUGUUCGAAAAGGAUUUGGUUUCUUGGAAUACUACCAUCACCAGCUACACUCACAAUCUCCAUGACGAAGAAGCCCUGAUGCUAUUUCGUGCACUCACUGCUCAAGGUUCAGAUUGUGAUGAAUUCACAUUAGGCAGCGCCCUUCAGGCUGUCGCCAGUAUGAAAGCUCUGAAUCAUGGUAAGAAAAUCCAUGGGUAUGUUAUCCGAGCUGGCUUUGAGUCAGAUAGCCAUGUCACCAGUGCUCUUCUUGAUAUGUACAUUAAAUGUAUUGAUCAUGAGACAUCAGAUUAUAGCAGUAAUAUGGUCCCUCUUAAGCUCUUCAGAUGCCUCCAGUCCAUGGGAACAGAAUUUGAUGAGUUCAUUAUGGCAAGCAUUCUGAAGUCUUGUGCUAUGCAAAAGGAUUUAGAAACAGGAAAGAUGAUCCAUGCUUGCAUUAUGAAACUUGAAAUAAAGUUGGAUGCAUAUGUGAUCAGCUCACUGAUUGAUAUGUAUGCCAAGUGUGGGAUUCUUGAGGCAUCUCUCACGGUGUUUGAAGGAACAAAGGACCGGGCCACGGUGCCAUGGUCUGCUAUCGUCGCUGCACACUGCUGGAAUGGUCGUUUUUUGGAAGCUCUCCAGCUCUUCAGGAAGAUGCAGCUAGAUCAUGUUAAAGAUAAUGAAUUCACUUAUACUUCUGCCCUUCUAGCUUGCACUGCUUUAGGAAGUCAUAGAAGUGGGAAAGAGAUCCACUGCCAUAUAAUCAGAAACAGUUACGAAUCAAAUGUUUCAGUUGUGAACACCCUCAUCAACCUUUACUCACGUUUAGGCCAACCCCAGCAGGCUUUGAAGUUGUGCUCGCCGAUUUUUGAACAUGAGAUCUCAUGGGGUUCAUUAAUCAAAGCCUUUGCUAAAGCAAAGGACUAUGAAAUAAUUCUUAAGCUGUUCCACAGAAUCCAACGUUCUAAUGGGCAACUUGAUCGUGCAUCAGCUUGUUUUGUUCUGAAUUCUUGUGGGAGUACGUUGUUACUCAAUGCGGGGAUCCAAGCCCAUACCUAUAUCACAAAGAGAGGACUAGUCUCUGACCCCUAUAUGAGCAAUGCUCUCAUCAAAAUGUACUCCAACUGUGGAAAUCUCGCACACGCCAUCAAUGUUUUUAACCAGAUGACCGAAAGGAAAUCUGCUUCCUGGACCUCAAUGAUCUCUGCUAAUGUGCACAAUGGGUGCCCAUCUGCAGCUCUUGAGCUCUUCAUGCUGAUGAUCAGGAAGGGGAAGAACCCAAAUUCCGACACGUUUGUUUCUGUUCUGAAGGCCUGUGCUCAAAUGGGACUAGUAGAUGAAGCAUUCCGUUUGUUCAUAUCCAUGACUGAAGUUUAUAAGAUCAACCCAUCAGCUGAACACUAUUGCUGCAUGGUCGAGGUCUUGAGCCAAGUCGGAAUGCUCAGAGAAGCAGAGCACUUCAUAGAAAGUGUCAUUCCCUUUAAACCUGGUGCUCCAAUUUGGAAGGCUCUUCUUUCUUCGACUAUGGUACAUGAAAAUAUGAAGGUUGCAAAGCAUGCAGCAGAGAGGCUAGUAGAACUUGAACCAAGUGAUUUUAUAACUAAUGCACUGCUCCAGCAGGUCCUCCUAGCAUCAGGCAAGUGGGAGGAUGUUGCAAGGGUUAGAAAGAGGAGCUUGAAGACGUGCUCUAGUUGGAUUGAAAUAAGAGAAAAUGUGCAUGAGUUUGUGCCAGGCCAGAUGGUUACAAUGGAAAUAUCUGACAAAUUAGGUGAGGUGUCAAGGAUGAUGGAGGAAUUAGGUUAUGUUGCUGAUAAGAAACAUUGGCUGCACAAUGCAGAAGACUCCGAAGGAAAGAACACACAUCACACUGAACUCAUGGCCUUGGCUUAUGGGCUUGUUUCCUUACCACACAGGACACCAAUUCGAGUGUUUACAAAUGCAAGGAUGUGUGGUACAUGCCACUUAGCUUGCAAGUUUAUCUCAACAUUUGUGGAGCGAGAAGUGGUCAUCAAGGACACUUGCAAGUUCCACUGUUUCAAAGAUGGUAAAUGUAGCUGCAGCGACAGAUGGUAGAAAUGCAACAUUAAAACAUUCAAUUCAACUGUAUAUAAUCAAUCCUCAAGGAAGUUGUUUCAGAAGAAUCUGAGAAUCAGUAUACUAAAAUCUUUUAGAUGUUAAGAGCUGAAAAUUUAUAUCAAUGUCAAAUAUUUCAAGAUUUUUGAAGGAAGAAACAUAUGUUAAAGUCAAAACUGAAUAUCAGAAUGUGGUGAAGGCAAAAGAAACCAAAUCAAGAUGGUUCAAAGGUUUAAUGUCCAUGAAAUUAGCAUCACUGGACAACUUCAAGAUACUCUACAUUUCAUUAUACAUCCAACGAGGAAAUCGGCUUUCAGAGUGACAAUAAUCAAGGAGAAUGCCAUGCUAAGUUUUCUUGCAAUCUUGACUGUGUUGCUUGGGUCAAAUGUGACAGUUAUCUUCCUCAAGGAAGCCAUGGCCUUAAGAUUUAGGUGCUGUAUCACUUCUAUCUAGCUCAUAUCUUCAAAGGGAGAUGCAUUAACCAUGGUGGCUCCUUUUCUCUGACAUAGGUGGGUGCUGGUUGGUGGUAAUAGGCGAGAUGCACCACAAGACCCAUGGCUUGUGGGGUGUUUUGGGAAAAAAGUUCAUCUUUCAUGAUGCGUGCAAAUCUUGCAUACUGCUGGUAAUUAACACCCCCACUGGUUAUGAGUUGGGAACUAAUGUAGCUUUGAUAUUUCUUAGAAAAUUUUGCAAAAAACAAUGUCCUUUAUUCUCCUUUUUGCAGGUCUGGACCACUUUUAUUCUUUUUGCAGGAGUGGCUGAGUUUUGAAAUUUUUAAUCACUUUUGUCCCUGCCCCAUAGAUACAUUUCAAAUGUAUGUUUGACCAGAGUUUAAUGCACCUUUCUUUUUUUGCAGUCAAUGCACGUAUAAUUUUAUACUGAAUGCACAUAAUUGUUGAGUGCUACCUGCACUUCCUUUUACAUUGAGUGGUUGUAUCCAUAGGAGCAGGGACAAAAGUGUCCAGAAUUCUUGAAACAAGGCUAUAUCUGAAAAAGAAAGUGCCUCAGAUCUGCAACAAUGGAAAUAAAAUGGGCCAUUUAUGCAAAAAUCCCUAUUUUUUGUUGACAAGUGUGCUAGAUUUGUUUGCAUAUAUUAAUGCCUUGUAAUGAAAUCAAUAUUGGUAGAUUUGCUUUACAGCAUAUGAAAUAGACAUAGAUUCUGGCCAAA
Molecule: messenger RNA, 4262 nt
Organism: Phoenix dactylifera (date palm)
Lineage: Eukaryota; Viridiplantae; Streptophyta; Magnoliopsida; Arecales; Arecaceae
Product: pentatricopeptide repeat-containing protein At2g03880, mitochondrial-like
Biological process (GO): RNA modification
Molecular function (GO): protein binding; zinc ion binding; RNA binding
Source: RefSeq, a predicted model, not a curated record